AUGGCUUCUUCAGCCGUCCUGCUACUUAUUCUGAUGGUUGUGGCCGCGACGGUGCAUGGCCACACCCAUACCCCUGGAGGCACUCCGGCGGCACUGUUCUGGGAGGCGGCCCUCCCGGACUCGCCGAUGCCCGAGUCCAUCGCCCACCUCGUGCAGAAGGGCACCGAUCACUCGCCGCUCCAGCAGCACCAUUCUGCCGCCAUGAUCCUGCCCAACGCGUGCCUCGGCUACUCCUACAGGAUCAUAUGCAAUAGUCCUGCCCAACAGGCGUCGUCUGUGGAAGGCCUCUUCUUCCGCGAGUCCGACAUGCGUGUGGGGCGCACCAUGACGGGGGGUUCCCAACUCCCGCUGUUCGUGAAUCUAGAACACGACAUCUGGCACGCCUGGUAUGGGGGCACCAGUGGUUCGAUCUGCUUCAAGCUCAUCUCUGCCUUCGUCUUCAUCGACUCCGUCAUCGUCAAGUCCGAGCAUGGCUCCCAAGAAGAAGCUGGUGGUAACAAUGAAACUUGUGAUCUGAUUGUUGGAAAGAUCCAGAUGUGA
Messenger RNA from Triticum turgidum subsp. durum (durum wheat), 540 nucleotides. The record is from the annotation of a GenBank genome assembly. Lineage: Eukaryota; Viridiplantae; Streptophyta; Magnoliopsida; Poales; Poaceae.